Messenger RNA from Symbiodinium necroappetens, 1389 nucleotides. The record is from the annotation of a GenBank genome assembly. NCBI's taxonomy places the organism in Eukaryota, Dinophyceae, Suessiales, Symbiodiniaceae.
AUGAAGCCCACCUCGAAGGAGGUCAAAGUGAGGUACUGGACGUGCAAGCUGUGCGAGUACAGCAAAAACACGGAGGAUAUGACUGAAUGCAAGAACUGUGGCCGUCCACGUGGCUACCAUCCAGAAAGGUAUCAGCAGCGAUUAAAGGAGAUUCGCACAUGGACCGAGGAGGACGAACCAGAAGAAGAGGGCGGAAUCGUGGAGUAUUGCGGCCUCAUCGUAGGUCUGUUCAUCCUUCUCCUUAUCAUUGCCAUCCUGGUCUGGGCAUACUACCAAGAUCAGAAGGCCGUCGACACGUACAGGGGCAUGCUUCAUGAAUCAGUGUCGUUUUUACUGUGCUACGCAAUGAGUUCCAGCAGCAGCAGCGAAGACGAGGAAGAUGAUGAGGCCUACACCUUCAACCCCGAGCACCUCAGCGAAAUGUGCCAGCUCGCCUUGGCGGAGGAGACAUCCCGCCUGUUGGCUGCAGACAACCAGAUCAGCCCCAUGCCCACAGCAGGGCCUGCUGUUCCACUUCGGCCUAUGGAGCUGAGGGAGCUUAGCACAGAGGUCCCGCGAGAGCCUUCCUGGCCUUCGGACGGACCUUCGUCCUGGAAGCAAGCGGAGGCCUCCACACCGACCUCGGUCUCCUCACGAGCUCAGGCAGCUGCUGGUGAAAGCCACACAUCCGGCACUGCACAGGGCUCCCGAUCAGACAACCCGGCAUGGGAAGUUUCGCCGAGCUCCAAGGUGGAGGCAGUUGAGGUGCCUGAACCCGACAACAAACACAAGUGCACGCCCAAGAAUCCGUUCUGGGUGCAGCCUGAGGUCAUUCAGAAGAAGCCGAGUUCUCGCCGGAGCCGCUUGGGCCACCACCAAGAAGGUUGCGAUUCUGGAGCGGCACUGCUGCGGUGUCUCAGUGAUGUUGUCGAUGCCGGUGAUCGAAAUCACGAGAUCGAAAUUGCGGAGGAAGAGCUGACGACGGUGCACAUAAGCAGCUGGGAGCAGCGUCUGGACUGGAGAAGCUUUCUCAGCGAGGCCGUGGCUUCAAGCCUGGCUCGACAAGCCUUCCAGAAUUUCGAUGUCGAGGCGGAGCCUCCGGCAUAUGCAAGACCACCUCCGUCCUCCAAAGAGAGUUCGAAGCAACAGACCGGCAACCGGUGCGUUGCACCCAAUGGCUCGGGUGCGGUGCCCAGAGCAAGGGGGGCGUUGAGGGUGCCGUGGUGUUCUGCACUGUGCGACGUCAUGCCGUUUGCCAGGAUGGAUGCCCAGCUGAGUCGUGGAGUCAGACAUUGCCGGUGCAGCCCAGUCAGCACGAGCGCAACUUCGCGACAUUUCUCUUCGCAGUUGUCGAAGCUGUCAACACUCAUCAGUUUGCGAGAGGCAGCUUUCACUCCGAGUUUCACCUGA